Purpureocillium lilacinum is the source of this 2976-nucleotide messenger RNA. RefSeq lists its product as uncharacterized. NCBI's taxonomy places the organism in Eukaryota, Fungi, Ascomycota, Sordariomycetes, Hypocreales, Ophiocordycipitaceae. The record is from RefSeq and is a predicted model, not a curated record. Gene Ontology annotation, cellular component: nucleus. Gene Ontology annotation, molecular function: ATP hydrolysis activity; ATP binding; DNA binding.
AUGCUGUCAGCGUCGACGCCAGCCGCGCUGCCCAGGAGCGCGUCUCCGCCGAAACGCUCAGCACCACACGACGACCAGCGCCCCAGGCCGAAACCCCGCGUCAAUGGGGGCUUCUUGAUUGAGGAUGACGAUUCGGAGGACGAGGAUGGCUCCCAGGACCAUGCGCAUGCAGCAAAGAAGCGCAUGCUGCAUCAUCCCGGCGCAGUGGACUUGCCAGUGGACAGCGCCGAGGCAACACCUCCAGACAUCGAUGGGGAUGCCAGCGCAAACGAUGUCGACACGAAUAGCGGCGCCAAUGUCCCGCUGCCGCCUUCUCAAUUCUUCUUCUCCCUCUUGUCAAAUGGACAAGCACUGUUGCCCUCGUCGGUCCUGAACAGCAUCAACCCAACCGCAUACAGUGCCAGGUCUCACGACGGGAAGACGGCAACAGUCAAACAGAGAAAGGCGACUGCGUCAAUAUCCUACGAGUCAAUUGUUGCCGCACGGUCGAGGACGAAGGAGGGAAGGGCAAAGCGCAGCUACUAUGGUAUCGAUAUCCACGAACUCAUCGACUCUGCUUCCAAGGAGUUGUCCAGCAAGCAACAACCCAAGCCAGCAGAACCGAACGUGCCCGUCAGAUCUGUGGAACAGCCUUCUGUCCAAGGAAAGAAAUCGAAGAAGUCGUUACUAUGGACAGAAAAGUACCGAGCUCGGAACUUCAUGGAUCUUUGCGGCGACGACGGGACGAACCGCAUGGUCCUGCGAUGGCUGAAGCGGUGGGACCCCGUCGUGUUUCCGGGCGCAGCGAAACCCAAGGCCGUCAUAGCGAGGCGUCCCGGCAUGAAUAACCAAGCAGAAGAAGAAAAGCCACACCGCAAGAUACUGAUGCUCACGGGUCCACCUGGGCUGGGUAAAACGACACUGGCCCACGUCUGUGCGAAGCAGGCUGGUUACGAGGUGCUGGAGGUCAACGCCAGUGAUGAUCGCAGCCGAGACGUCGUCAAGAACCGUAUUCGAACGAGCUUGGGGACCGAGAACGUAAAAACGGUCACCAACACCAAGAACGACAAGGGCUCACAAAAAGUCGCCAAGCCGGUCUGUGUCGUUGUGGAUGAAGUUGACGGGGCUACAACCGGAUCUGGCGCGUCCGGAGAAGGCGGCUUUGUCAAGGCACUCAUCGACCUCGUUCUCAUCGAUCAGAAAAACGCAUCGAUAGUCAAGGAUUCGGCGGCAAAUCUGCACGGGAAGAAAAAGAAAGGCGACGACUUCCGGCUGUUGCGGCCGUUGAUUCUCAUCUGUAACGACGUCUACCACCCAUCCCUGCGACCCCUGCGGCAGUCCAACCUGGCUGAGAUCAUCCACGUCGGACGACCUUCGAUUGAAGCUGUCGUCGGCAGGCUGAAGUCCGUGUUCGAAAAGGAGGGCAUACCCUGCGAGAAGGACGCCGCGAGAAAGCUGUGCGAGGCGGCAUGGGGUAUGACGACGGGCAUAGACGCCAAGCGCGGCGCGGAGAGCACCGUCGAGGGCGACCUCCGCGGGGUCAUGGUCGUGGGUGAAUGGGUUGCCGGACGCUUCAGGUCAUCGGCCUUGGCGAAUGAACGGCUGCUGUCGAGGCAGUGGAUUGAGCGCAACAUCCUGCACGACUUGGCCAGCAGCGCGGCGGGAGCACGGGGUCUCGGCCGAGGCAGCGUCAGGGACAUCGUCAACCGCCUCUUCCAAGAAGGGGGAGGCUUCCCCAAGCAGGCCAUGGGCCUGUCCGAGUCCAAAAUCAAGCACGAGCAGCCCAAGACGGAGCUUGGCUUUGGCGAGCAGCAGAAGAAGCACUCUAUGGAGCGCCUGCGGCAGAUGGUCGAUACAAGCGGCGAGGUUGGCACCAUCAUGACGGACGUCUUCGCCGAGUACCCCAAUCGCGAGUUCAACGACGAUAUUUACCUGACCAAGCCCAACGAGGCGUACGACUGGCUUCACUUUCACGACCUGUGUCAAUCCCGCCUGUACGCCAGCCAGGAGUGGGAGCUGGCCCCGUACCUCAGCCAGCCCGUCCUCGCCUGCCACCACCUCUUCGCCUCGCCCAAGAAACACGUCGCCAUGUUUGAGAAGCGCUGGGGCGCAGACGCCGAGGAGGAUGCCGGGCCGCCAGUGCCCUUCUCGGGCCCACGUGCCGAUUACCAGGCCCGCGAGGCGGAGAAGCAGACGCGCGCUGAGCUGCAGGCGAUGCAGGCACAGCUGAGCCCGUCGCUGACGCGCUCGUUCCGCAGCGCCGAGGACAUGGCCGUCGAAUUCUUGCCCUACCUGGUGCGCAUGGUGUCUCCUGACGUCAAGCCCGUCGUCGUGGGCGGCAGCCAGGGGACUACGGCCAGCGUGCGCAAGGAGAGCGAGCGCGAGAUGGUGCGCCGCGCCGCCGAGGUGCUGGCCGACGUGGGCGUCGCGCUACUCAAGGGCAAGAUUGAGGGCGACUCCGUCACCAGCCGGGGGCCGCAGUACGUCUACCGCAUGGAUCCUGAUCUCGAGGCACUGUCUACUUUCGAGACAGGCGCGUCUCUCCUGCUGUCUUCCCAGGCGCCAACCCGUUACGCCGUCAGACAGGUCCUUGACCAAGAACUCCGGCGCACCAUUGCCCUGCGCGAGACCACCGCCCGACAGGCCCGCUUCCGCGCCGGGGGCGGCGUAGGCGGCGGCGCCUCGUCCGUGCUGCCGGUGGCCCACCCCCUCGCGGCCGCGUCCGCCCUGCGCCCGCACGACAACAAGGAGAAUCUGCGCGCUGACGGCGACGCGACAAAGAACGGGGUCAGCCAUCAACAAGCCGCCGCGGCGCUGGUCAAGCGCGACUUCUUCGGGCGCGUCGUCGAGGUGAAGCCCCUGGCGGAGCUGGACGGCAACAGCGCCGAGAGGAGGGCCAGGCGCGAGGAGCGCAAGGUGUGGGUGACGUUCCACGAGGGGCUGAACAAUGCGGUGCGCAAGCCCAUCUCGCUACAGGAAUUUAUGCGCGCGCUCUGA